AGAGAGAGAGAGAGAGAGAGAGAGAGAGAGAGCAGUGCCGGACAAUACGAGGCUGUUAAAGGAAGGAACUACCUUUCUCAUUUCCACAUCCAUUGUUUUUUCCUUCUAUUUCGGAUCAACAGCCUGUGGGCGGGGCUUGCUGACCCGUCUGUCUCAUUUAUAGAGGAGAGGAGCCUGGAGAGUGUUGCUGCUGCUGCUGCUGUAUGACAUUGGAAACCCGGCCAUGAAUCCGGCCGAACAGACGGUAACGUGGCUCAUAACGCUGGGGGUCCUGGAGUCCCCCAAGAAAAGCAUCUCGGAUCCGGAGGCUUUCCUCCAAACGUCCCUGCAGGAUGGAGCGGUGCUCUGCAGGCUGUUGGAGCGACUCAGACCCGGGACGGUGGACAAAUUCUUCCAGGAGCCGAGGGGCGACAGCGAGAGUCAGCGGAACAUCUCCGAGUUUGUUAAAGGCUGCGGGGCUUUCGGCGUGGAGCCCUUUGAGGUCAAUGACCUCCUGCAGGGACUGAACUUCCCCAAGGUCCUAAACUCCUUGGUUGCCCUCAACAAAGCUACUGAAGAUUUAAGUGUUUCUGAAGACGGUGUGUGCGUGCCGCACUCCUCACACUUGAGGAUCAAGUCCUUUGACUCUCUGAACACUCACAGUCGCUCCUCCAAAGUGCUGCAGCCUCAGUACCGCAGCCUGGACAUGUCGGAGGGCAGCGGGUGUGGCCACGUGCUGUUCAAGGCGCGCUUUACCUUCCAGCAGACCAACGAGGACGAACUCUCGUUCUCCAAGGGCGACAUCGUCAGUGUGAGCCGGCAGGAGGACGGGGGCUGGUGGGAGGGCUCGGUCAACGGCAAUUCCGGGUGGUUCCCCAGUAACUACGUACGGGAGCUGAAAGGAAGCGACAAGACAUUAGAAAAGCCGAAGUCUGGGACCCUGAAAAGCCCCCCCAAAGGUUGUGACACCACCAUCCUCAGUAAGACCUACUACAACGUGGUCCUGCAGAACAUCCUCGAAACGGAGAGUGAAUAUUCGAGGGAGCUCCAGAGUCUCCUUGGCUCCUACCUGCGCUCUCUGCACCCCACAGACAGACUCAGCAAUGUUGACAUCGGUCACAUUCACGGCAAUCUGGAGGAGAUCUCAACCUUCCAGCAGAUGUUGGUUCAAUCCUUGGAGGAGCACACAAAACUCCCAGAGAACCAACAGAGGAUCGGGGCCUUCUUCCUCAACCUAUUGCCCCAGAUAAAGCCCAUCUAUGUGGCCUACUGCUCCAACCACCCAUUCGCUGUCAACGUACUCGUACAGCACAGUGAGGAGCUGGGGGAGUACAUGGAGUCAAAGGGCUCGUCCACUCCUGGGAUCCUGACUCUCACCACUAGUCUGAGUAAACCCUUCACCAGACUGGAGAGGUACCCAACGCUGCUGAAGGAACUGGACAGACACAUGGAGGACCAACACCCUGACAGAGCCGAUCUCAUUGCUGCCAUGAUGGACUUUAAAAGCUUUGCAGCUCAGUGCCAGCAGGUGAGGAAGAAGAAGGACCUGGAGUUGCAGAUUCUAACGGAGCCGAUCAGAAACUGGGAGGGGGAUGACAUCAGAACCCUCGGCCCCGUUCUCCACAUGUCCCAUUCGACAGUCCACACGCAGAACUGUCAGGACUCAAAUGAACGCUACCUCGUCCUCUUCCCUCACACUCUGCUCGUGCUCUCUGCCAGCUUGAGGAUGAGCGGCUUCAUCUACCAGGGAAGGAUACCGCUGUCGGGGAUGCUCAUCUCCAGAAUAGAGGACGGAGAAAACCUGAAGAAUGCUUUCGAAAUUUCCGGUGGCCAGUGUGAUCGGAUGCAGGUGGCCUGUAACAGUCAGCACGAGCUCCAGGAGUGGCUGGACCUUCUCACUAAACACACACACACUCCGGCCACGUCCACACACAGGCCUCAGUCCGUCUGUCACACAUUGCCCUCUCAGCCCGCCACUCCCUCCAGACACUCUGAGUCUCGUGGAGGGAGCGUUGGACACACCUACCACACCCUCCCCCAUCCCCCGUCAUUCGGGACGGUCCUCAGUAACAGCCCUAUGUGGGGGCCCCUGGAGCCACCGAGUACCCCUAAACCCUGGAGCCUGAGCUGCCUUCGCCCUGCUCCUCCACUCCGGCCCUCGGCCGCUCUCUGCUUGAAGGAGGAUAUGAGCAAGAGUCCGAAGAACAUGAAGAAGCUCCUGCCAAAGAGGAAGCCAGACAGGAAACCUUCAGAGGAGGACUUCACCGUCAGAAAAAGUACAGCAGCUCUAGAGGAGGACGCUCAGAUACUGAAGGUGAUUGAGGCUUACUGCACCAGCGCCAAGACGCGACAGACGCUCAACUCCACCUGGCAGGGGACUGACCUCAUGCACAACCAUGUGCUCGCUGACUCCAGCCUCACCGUCGCUGGUUUCCCCGGCAACCUGCCUUGUUCUGACCAGUCAGAGGACUCGGAUUAUGACAGUCUCUGGACCGCCCAUAGUUACAGGACUGCCUCAUUUUCUCGUAAGACAUCGGUGAAGGACGUGCACAUGUUGUUCCCAGAGGAGGAGAAGAUCAUCGUGGAGGAGACCAGGAGCAACGGGCAAACUGUAGUGGAGGAGAGGAGUCUGGUGGACACCGUGUACAGUCUGAAGGAUGAAAUCCAGGGGCUCAAACAGGACAACAAGAGGAUGAAAAGGACGCUGGAGGAGGAGCAGCGAGCGAGGAAGGAGCUGGAGAAGGUCGUCAGGAGAGUCCUGAAGACCAUGAACGACCCCACCUGGGAUGAGACGAACCUCUGAGGUCCGUAUGGAUCUGAUCACCAAUCUCUGACUUGAUGAUGACCAAAGCUCGUCCCCACUUUCACUUGCUUUGACCUUCGCGGUGACCUUUGGGAUGAACUGUGGACCAAGAGAAAAAGCCUGCCAGCCAACAACAGACCGCAAAGCUGUGACGCCAAAUCAGCUGGUAGGUACGAUGACAUCACUUCCUGUGACGCAGCCUCGUUUGGAGCACAGACAAACUAAUCUCUUUUUCUCAUCUACCUGUGAAUUAAUCUUUCAUUCCUUCUUGUGCUUAUUUGCGUUAAGUAUGAUUUUUCACCUUUUUUGCCAGGAUGGUGUUUUAUUGAUUGGCCUGAAAUAUACAUUUCAAAGAGAUUGCAACUUGACGUAGACACCCACACUCCUCAUUUCAUCAGCAGACAUUUUUAUUGUACGAUAUAUUUUUCUGGAUUCUAACAAAUCAUAAAGUUGGUUUAUUUCAUAUAUUAAAUACAAAGUGUAGUCGCUUCAAUUUAAAGUGAACCUACAUUUACCAGCUCUUAAAAGUGACGGGAUCAGUGUAAAGUUCUCCGUUAGGUGUGAAGGAUGUUGCUGCUUUGAGGACAACUGCAUAGCUUUAUGGGAUAUGCACGUUUCUGGAGUGAUUUAUGCAUUUUAUUAUUUUUUUUAAAGUAAUAUUUGGUGGGAGAUUUUUCUCAGGAAUGAACUCGUUUCAGCCUUCAGCUCCAGAUUAAACUUCUAUUCAAAGUUUCAUAUUCUUGCAGGUGGACUCCCCAAGAAACAUUUAAAAGUUUAGGAAACCCUGAUUUUUAGAUUUUAAUAAUACAAAUGACCUCAAAGCCCCGCCCACUACGAAUCCAGGCUGCCGUAUGCAAACAUGGCACACAAUGUGAAGGCAGUAACUCUUUGUGAUAGUCGGAAUAAGGUCCAGCUAAAUGUACGCGUUCACCUGUCAAGAGUCCUUUUCAUUGUUCAUUUUACAGAAGUCGCACGUUUUUAUUUAUUAUGUUUAACUCUUUUUCUAAACUACUGUCACCUCUUUUUGUGCUCCAGCCGUCAAUAUUACGAAGGUCUGAAGGAUUAACUUGAACCGCUCAGUGAGUCAAACACGUCUUAAACUUCAGAAGCUAAACACAAUAUUCACAUCUCGCUGCUCUUUCUGUUUCAAGACCAAAGUCCAAGCAAUACAACACUGGGAAAUGUUUUUUUUGUAAUGAUUUUUAGUGUCAAUAUGCAAUUUACCGUGUAAUGCUUUCUUGUUUUUAUAUUUGUAUUUUUACUCUGGUUUUGAUUUGUAACACUGCUUAUUUUCUACCGUUAUGAUCACACCGGAGAUGAUUUGUGCCGAAACGCAGCAUCAUGAGACGAGCCUCGGGAAAAACAACCUUUUCCUUUUUGCUAAAGUUUAUUAUUGAAAUUUAGAAACCACACUAAUGCAAGCUACGUGAUACCGUUUGUCAAUUAUUGACUCUAACUUAUGUAUUUAAAUGAAAGUGAAUGAUACAUGUGUUACCGUGACAGGAAUAAUCCUCCCUCUAUUUAUUUCACCCAUUUGUCUGUGAAUAAAAUGUCGAAUCCAACAGUUGGA
This is a messenger RNA of Cyclopterus lumpus (lumpfish), 4352 nucleotides long. RefSeq names its product Rho guanine nucleotide exchange factor (GEF) 7b (gene arhgef7b). The transcript has 22 exons. Gene Ontology annotation, biological process: intracellular signal transduction. Gene Ontology annotation, molecular function: guanyl-nucleotide exchange factor activity; protein binding. Bases 224 to 2782 code for a protein of 852 amino acids. The record is from RefSeq and is a predicted model, not a curated record. NCBI's taxonomy places the organism in Eukaryota, Metazoa, Chordata, Actinopteri, Perciformes, Cyclopteridae.